Messenger RNA from Mytilinidion resinicola, 1504 nucleotides. Its product is annotated as RCC1/BLIP-II. Gene Ontology annotation, molecular function: guanyl-nucleotide exchange factor activity. Gene Ontology annotation, cellular component: cytoplasm. NCBI's taxonomy places the organism in Eukaryota, Fungi, Ascomycota, Dothideomycetes, Mytilinidiales, Mytilinidiaceae. Bases 111 to 1181 code for a protein of 356 amino acids. The record is from RefSeq and is a predicted model, not a curated record. The transcript has a single exon.
CUUUUUGAAUUCCAUCAAAUGCCUCAGAGUGUGAGAGAAGCAUACACAUGUACCUCGUGUAGCAUGGCUUCUAGAAUACUACGUCAGUUCAAGCAAUAGAAAUACAGAUCAUGACGCUCUAUUCCUUCGGGUCAAAUGGAUCCUAUCAGCUCGGCUUGAGCCACAACGAUGAUAUAUCAAACCCCACGUCUUGUGCGUUUCAAAAAUCGGCCGAAGGCUUGGAUUCGAUCAGUGUUACCCAGAUUGUUGGAGGUGGCAAUCACACAUUAAUUCAACUGUCCAAUGGGCUGGUGAAAGCAGUGGGAGAGAACACCGGCUCUCGCUGUGGACCAAUACCGCAUCAAACCUCGGAGAAAGGCAGGAACUUCGUUGUUGGUUUUCAACAUUGUCUUGAUGAUGUUGUCAUGUGCGCCGCUUCUUGGGAGGCGUCAGCGGCAAUCGUCCGCAGAGACACUGGCUAUGCGAUUCUAACAACCGGAACUGGUAGUCGAGGAGAACUUGGACAGGGACUUGAUAUCGUCAGCUCAGAUCAAUGGAAGGAAGUGCUCAAACCUACCGAUUCCUGGGGUGACUCAAACUCACGCCCAGUCGAUAUCCACGGAAGUAUGAACCAUUUUGUCACGGUCCUUUCUAAUGGCGAGGUCUACGGCUGGGGUAAAGGUCGCAAUGGCCAGCUUGGCGAACCAAGAGAAGAUAGCUGGAAGCCCCGAAAGAUCCCAGUCCCCUUUAGAGCCGUUCACGCCGUCUGCGGAAGAGAAUUCACUUAUAUUCUGGGUGCGCCUGAGUCCGGAGAGCACCUAGUCCUCGGCCCUGACAAAAGUAACCUCGUUUCAGCCGCACCAGCAAUCGCUCCUCGCUGGAAACAGGUAGGAGCGACAUGGAGCUCGAUUCUCGUCUUGGACCAAAGUGGAAACCUUCACACUUGGGGCAAACGUACCCGAAUCACCCCGCCAGAAAGCCUUCCUAGACUUGAACAGGUCGCUAUUGGGAGCGAACAUGUCCUUGCGACAACGACCAGUGGCAAAGUCAUCGCCUGGGGUUGGGGCAAGCAUGGCAAUUGCGGACUACCUAUUGAUGGAGAGUUCGGAGAUGUCCAAGGACGGUACAACGAGAUUGAAGCGCAUGGGGCCAUCAAGUUACUCGGAGCCGGCUGUGCAACAAGCUGGAUUGGUCUAGAAUGACGCUGUCUGGGAUCUCAUGAAAGUUUCCCAUCUCUGAGGUGCCCGCUCUUUCUGUGCCUGUGUACACUUGGCUGGCACCGCUUGAGCUCCACUGGUAUGUAAUCGAAUAUCGUAAAUGCCAGUUUUGGCAAGCCUUAUAGCUCUCUGAGCCACUUCAAGCGGUAUUUGGCUGCCACGAGCUGCCAGGCUUAAUCAAAGAAAAAGUGGCACUCCACGAAUCUGUCAUUCUAUUCUAAAGCUUCAUAUACGUCAGACACACACUUAAUCUCAGCUGUGUACACUUGCCUGGCACCGCCUGAGGUUCUCUGCUACGUUAUUAAGAA